Messenger RNA from Cuculus canorus (common cuckoo), 3092 nucleotides. It is a transcript of the gene TRIM39, whose product is annotated as tripartite motif containing 39. The record is from RefSeq and is a predicted model, not a curated record. NCBI's taxonomy places the organism in Eukaryota, Metazoa, Chordata, Aves, Cuculiformes, Cuculidae. Bases 953 to 2386 code for a protein of 477 amino acids. The transcript is spliced from 7 exons. Gene Ontology annotation, molecular function: protein binding; zinc ion binding.
UUUGCGUCCAUUGACUGCGACGGGCAGGGGCGGGCUGGCAUUAGCUGCGUCGCGUGACGUCACUUCCUGUGCCUCCACGUCCGGUGCCGCGUGGGGAGGGGAGAGCGGCGGUGAGAGCGGCUCUCAGGAACCGCACUGGCGCAUCGGCAUGGCCUCCCGCCAAGGUGAUAUCGUCACUUUGCUUGAAUUGAGGUGUUUUCACCCCAAAACCGCUUCACAUCUGCACUGACGCCUCAGCAUCGCUUCCUGCCAAGGUGACGUCAUCACUUUGAUCGAAUUGAGGUGUUUUUACCCCAAAAGAGCUUCACAUCUGCGCUGACGCCUCAGCAUCGCUUCCUGCCAAGGUGACGUCAUUGCCUUCAUCAAAUUGAGGUGUUUUUACCCCAAAAGAGCUUCACAUCUGCGCUGGUGCCUCAGCAUCGCUUCCUGCCAAGUUGACGUCAUUGCCUUCAUCAAAUUGAGGUGUUUUUACCCCAAAACCGCUUCACAUCUGCGCUGGUGCCUCAGCAUCGCUUCCCACCAAUGUGACGUCAUCACUUUGAUUGAAUUGAGGUGUUUUUACCCCAAAAGAGCUUUACAUCUGCGCUGACGCCUCAGCAUCGCUUCCUGCCAAGAUGAUGUCAUUGCCUUCAUCAAAUUGAGGUGUUUUUACCCCAAAAGAGCUUCACAUCUGCACUGACGCCUCAGCAUCGCUUCCCACCAAGGUGACGUCAUCACUUUGAUCGAAUUGAGGUGUUUUUACCCCAAAAGCUCUUCCAACCCCGGCUGUCCCCUCAGCGUGGCUUUGCACCAAGCCGAUGGCGUCGCCUCGAUGGAAUCAAGGAGUUUUCACCCCAAAACCUCUCUGAACCCACAGCGCCGCCCUUUGUUUUCGCACCUUUCCUAAACCCACCUCAUCCCCUUCCCGGAUUUGAACUCUUUUCACCCCAAAAGCCCCUAUUUUGGUGGCGCCAUGGCAGGGGCCGACCCGCUGGAGACGCUGCAGGUGGAGGCGAGCUGCUCGGUGUGCCUGGAAUACCUGCAGGACCCGGUUAUCAUCGAGUGCGGCCACAACUUCUGCCGCCGCUGCAUCACGCGUUGGUGGGCGGACCUGACCCGUGAUUUCCCUUGUCCCGUUUGCCGCAAAACCUCCCGCCACCGCAGCCUCCGCCCCAACCGCCAGCUUGGCAACAUCGUCGAAGCCGCGCGGCAGCUUCGGGGUACCAAACGCAAGCACCGGGAGGAAAACUCUUGCCAGAGGCACGGCCAAGCGCUGGCGCGGUUCUGCCGCGACGACCAAGCCCUUGUCUGCCUCCUCUGCGAGAUCUCCAGCAACCACCGCGCCCACACCCUCCUUCCGCUCGACGAGGCCGCCCUGGAGUACAAGGAGAAGUUGCAGCGCUGCCUGGAGCCGCUGGAGCGGAGGCUGGAGGCCGUCGCCAGCUGCCGAGCACGGGAGGAGAAGAAGCCGAGCCAGCUGAAGAGGAAGGUGGCUCUGCAGCGGGAAUGCAUCACCCGGGAGUUCGAGGAGCUGCACCGGCUGCUGGCGGAGGAGGAGCAGCUGCUGCUGCGGCAGUUGGCCGAGGAGGAGCAGGAGAUCCUGCAGCGGCUCCAGGCCAACGUGGCUCGGCUCGCGGAGCAGCGCCGGGCUCUGGCCACCCUCGUGGCCGAGCUGGAGGAGAAGUGCCUGCAGCCGGACAUCGAGAUGCUCAAGGACAUCAAGGACACCUUGGCCAGGUACGAGGCAGCAGCGGCACCCGCCGAUGAUCCGGCUUCUGUGGCCAUCGAGUUGGAGAAGAACUUCUGCAGCUUCCCCCGGCAGUACUUCACCCUCCGCAAGAUCUCCCGGCGCCUCAUCGCCGAGGUGACGCUGGAUCCCGACACGGCUCAUCCCAACCUACUUUUAUCGGACGACCGGAAAAGCGUCCGCUUCGUGGAAGCGCGGCUGCAGGAUUUGCCGGAUACGCCGCAGCGUUUCACCGUCUACCCCUGCGUCCUCGCCGCUCAGGGCUUCACCUCCGGGCGCCACUACUGGGAGGUGGAAGUGGGUGACAAAACCCACUGGGCGCUCGGAAUCUGCAAGGAUUCCGUCAGUCGGAAAGGGGAGUUAACGCCGCUGCCGGAGACGGGAUAUUGGCGCGUCCGGCUCUGGAAUGGCGAUAAAUACGCAGCCACCACCACGCCUUUCACGCCGUUGACGCUACGGGUGAAGCCCAAACGCGUUGGGAUCUUCUUGGAUUACGAAGGUGGCAAAGUGGCCUUUUAUAACGUGACGGAUCGCUCGCACAUCUUCACCUUCACCGAGACCUUCACCGAGAAGGUUUGGCCGCUCUUCUACCCUGGCAUCCGCGCUGGCAGGAAGAACGCGGCGCCUCUCGUUAUCCGUUCGCCGACAGAUUGGGAGUGAGGGGAGAGCGGCGGCGAUGGGCGUUGGCUCCCUGGUGUCUGGCAGCGCCGCGAUCCGGUGCUCCGGUGCUGCCGGGAUCUGGACUUAGCGGCUCCGAUAUGCUGAUAGGAUCCGGUGCUCCGGCACUACCAGGAUCUGGAAUUUGGGGCUCCGAUAUGCUGAUAGGAUCCGGUGCUCCGGCGCUACCAGGAUCUGGACUUAGCGGCUCCGAUAUCCUGAUAGGAUCCGGUGCUCCGGUGCUGCCGGGAUCUGGACUUAGCGGCUCCGAUAUGCUGAUAGGAUCCGGUGCUCCGGCACUGCCGGGAUCUGGACUUAGCGGCUCCGAUAUGCUGAUAGGAUCCGGUGCUCCGGCGCUGCCGGGAUCUGGACUUAGCGGCUCCGAUAUGCUGAUAGGAUCCGGUGCUCCGGCGCUGCCGGGAUCUGGACUUAGCGGCUCCGAUAUCCUGAUAGGAUCCGGUGCUCCGGCACUGCCGGGAUCUGGACUUAGCGGCUCCGAUAUGCUGAUAGGAUCCGGUGCUCCGGCGCUGCCGGGAUCUGGACUUAGCGGCUCUGAUAUGCUGAUAGGAUCCGGUGCUCCGGCACUACCAGGAUUUGGAGGUUGGGGCUUUGAUACGCUGCCGGGAUCCCGUGUUCCGGCAUAGACAAGGCUGGAAUCGGUCACUACCGGGAUCCGGUGCUCUGACACCACAAAGAUUUGGCUCUCUGA